Molecule: messenger RNA, 2837 nt
Organism: Stylophora pistillata
Lineage: Eukaryota; Metazoa; Cnidaria; Anthozoa; Scleractinia; Pocilloporidae
Product: adenosine receptor A1
Biological process (GO): G protein-coupled receptor signaling pathway
Cellular component (GO): plasma membrane
Molecular function (GO): G protein-coupled receptor activity
Source: RefSeq, a predicted model, not a curated record
AUGAAAACAGAACCGCUUUACGGGUCCGUUAAGUUACCGGGACUUUCGAGAAAAGGGCCCCUGUAGCUGGGCUAAAGUCACGCACACGUUUAGAAUGUGGUUGUGCCACUAAAAUAUAAUAACAAAAAAAAUUGUAGAUGAAAAAUAUAUUUCAUGUUUCUUCACUUUCGGCACCAAAGGCAUAUCUCAUACAUAAUCUUAAUGAAAAUGACGUCUUCUAUCAAGAAGUGAGGGCACCGUUUACAAGAUGUUCCCUAUCAUUCCAAAUUCGUUAGCAAUCUUUCUGUGUAGACAUCAGAUAAAGGGUAGACAAACAACGGGACAAAAAACAAAUAAACAAAGAUGAUAUUUGCAGCCUUGCCUUCAGAUUUCCGUUGUGUGAUCGCUCCCUAAAACUCGCGUAAUAGAAGACAGACCUUUCGAACCCCGUAAACCGCAUCUCAAGUGUUUGAGUUUACAAUAUCUUGGUUUUUUUUUUUUUUAUCAUAUUCGCCUCAAGUUUCACCGCAGGAGAUUACCAUUACGGUGUGUUUUAAAAUAUUUAUGAUAAAUAAGUUUUUUUUCUCUCAAAAAAUAAUUUUUUUUUAUUCUUUUGUUUAUUUACAGAACAAUCAAUUCACCAGAUCAGAAAUUUGCGGACGAAUUUCAAAAUCGAGCUUGCUUGAAGUAAAUAGACAUUGGGGGCAAAGGGGCAAAAAUAAUUGAUCUCAUAUUUCUUAUAUGAAUAUUACUACUAUUUUUAAUGAGUAGUCUCAUUUCCGAGUCUGCCGGGAACGAAGCUGAGUCAGUAGAGAAGUCAACCACGUACAAGCUUUAUUUCUUACUUACUUUCCAUUCUAAGACCCUCUCGCGUUUUAACAGCCAAAAGAAGACAUGUCAAGUUCAUCGAAUGCAACUUAUACACCGGAGGACUUCGACAUUUACUACGAAAUAGACGUGGCCUCCAUAGUUGUCAUGCUAUUCUUAGCUGUUGUAACAAUUUUCAGCAAUGGGGCUUUUUUGUGGACUUUCUACAAAGAUCCACUAAAAUGUCUUCGAACGCCUUCUGCAAUUUUCAUCUCUGGUUUGACGAGCGCCAAUUUUGUAAGUGGCCUGAUCGUGGAGCCAGCUUUUGUGGCAUUUUAUUUCCGACAUUUCCUCUCGCACUCGACAGAAUUUCUUCAGUACUUCAGUGUUGCGCAGUGUUUUGCUUUCAUGACCACAACUACUUCAUUCCUAGUUACACUGGCACUGGCGAUAGUCCAAUACUUACUGAUCAAGUUUCCCAUCGGUUAUCAGAAAAUCGUCAGUCCUGUAUCGGCUUUUGUUGGCGUGUUUUCCAUCUGGCUUUAUUCAAUAAUUUUUGGCUUGAUUCCACUGAUGUCUACCGUCGAUAGAUUUGCAUAUGUCUUGACGAACCUUGUACUUCAUAUAAUGAUACCGACUGUUUUACUUGUAAUCUUGUACAUUGCUAUUUAUUUGGAGUUUCGGAGUCGUUUCCAAGUUAACUUUGUCGGAAGAAUGGUAGGACAAGAUCGCUUAUUACAACCCACAGAAUCCGAGGAGCAGCGAAGAAAAGCAGAGAAGGAAUUCGCCGUCGGAACAUUUAUUUUGACCUUUGUACUAAUAAUUCUUGUCUGGCCAUUUUGUGUGUCUCUGUACUGGGUGAAUUGUUGUUUCACAAGGAGUGCAGCUUUAGCAGUGAGAAUCGCUCAACUUUUCUUACUGUGCAAGUUUGCUGUAGAUCCGUUCCUGUUUGCUUGGCGUUUUCAAAAGUUUAGGAAGUCUUUGUUUCUGGCAAUGCAAAGUAUUUGUUUUUGUUUUAAGCCGACGUUACCGCACGCCACAUUUGUAAGAAAGAAGGAAGAAACUAGUCCUCAAUCUGACGAUGACCAAGAGGGACUCGAAGUAACUGUCGUGAGGGAUUGAUUGAGAUUAACACUUAAUAUUUAAUGUUUAUAAGAUAUGUGACUAAUCUUCUCAGACGCCUUAUGGGGUGUCACGCAACGCCCUUCUAUUCGUGGGAGAUUUGUGUGACAUUCCUAACGGCUGCAGAAGAGUAGAAUGUGUGACGAACGCUACAUAAAUUAUUCGAGAAUCUUGGUAGAUUUCUGGCAUGAAUAACAUGUGGAUGGCAAAUUCUUAGGUACAGUGAAAUAUCUCAUAAUAGUUUUAGAAAGUUAGGGACUCAGUGUGGAUUCUUGCUUACAGGCAUUCAUAGCCAUGUUGAUGAUCAGCAAUUCUGUUAUUUUUAAGGUAAUAAGAAUUUGGUAUCCCCUGCAUUUAUUUGACGAGUAGCACUAUUCUAUGAACGUAAUUCGCAGUUUUCUUUUUUCUAUUUUAUCUAUUUUUCAUGACAAAAUUUCUCUACAAGACUUUUAUAGUUAUGCUAUACGUCACUUUCGCUAGAAGGAUACAAUUCACCAAAACUUCCCUACCAAAUUACUAGUACUAGCACAUAAUUACUACAUUACAACAUAUAACAUAUUUACAACACAUCAAUGAACACUAAAAAGUAUUAUCAGUACUACUCUACAAUACUUACCGUUGUAUUUUACAAGAACUAUGUAGGCGCUUGAGAAGGGAGGAAAAAAAAAGGACCUGGACUAUUUUUUGUAACGAGUUAAGAGCAUAUUCCUCCCCGAUGUAAUUUUCCGCUCUAUUUGGCAGGUUUCUUGUAUCUUGGCCAUGAAUACCUUUAAAGACGUUUGUAUGAAUGAAAUAUCUAUAAAAAUAUAUGGUGAUAAUGUAGUCUUCAGCGGUAUCAAAACCUCCAAAAAGAACUUGUAGAUAGGUAGAAUUACUUUAUUUGCUCACUUAACUAAGACGAAAUAAAGUGCCAAAGUUGUUUUGUUACG